AUGCCAAACUUGACGGAAAGUACGGAUACCCCUUUAGGAAUUAUUACAGAUGUAUAUAGCAACCUAUCAGCCAACAAUGGAAGUAUUGUGGACGAUGAAUACGUGAUCGAAUAUGAGUUAAAACAUCCAAGUAUCGGAAUCAUUUUAGCUUCAUUUAGUUUUAUUACCAUAGUGGGCAAUAUCAUGGUUAUGAUUGCUGUAUAUAAAGAAAUUUAUUUACGAACCGUGACCAAUUAUUUUAUAGUUUCUCUGGCAGUAGCAGAUUUAAUGGUGGGUGGAAUUGUGAUGCCAUUUAGUAUCAGUCAUGAAAUGACUAAUCAAAUAUGGCUGUACGGAACAGCUUGGUGUGACCUCUGGCAUUCUUUAGACGUUUUAGCUUCGUCUGCUUCCAUUUUAAAUUUGUGUGUGAUCUCGUUAGAUAGAUACUGGGCAAUAACAGAUCCCAUCGCUUACCCUUCUAAAAUGUCCAGUUGUAAAGUGUGUUUAUUAAUAACAUUAGUGUGGCUGUGUUCAGCCGGUAUAUCGUUCCCAGCAAUAGCAUGGUGGAAAGCCGUCACUCCGUCAGAUCUUCCCGAACAUAAGUGCCUUUUUACAGAAGAUACAGCUUAUCUGAUUUUCUCUUCUUUAGUAUCGUUUUAUUUUCCAACCAUAAUAAUGAUGUUCGUGUAUUGUAAGAUUUAUCGAGCUGCUGCAGCACAAACUAAAGGACUCAAAUCAGGAUGUAAAGUCACCUCCAAUGGUUUACGUGGAGACGGUGAGGUGAUGACGUUGCGUAUGCACCGAGGUGGUAUGCGGCGUCUUCAUGAUGAAUAUAAUUUCCCCUCUGCCAGUGAAAGUGACGAGAGUCCCGCGCAUCCUUUACAAAACCACGAAAAUAAAGAAAAUGGACAAAGCCACCAUGCUAAUAGACAACAUGGAAAGUUUCUGACUAAAAGACUUAGAAAUUUUGCGAUAAGUAAAAAAUUAAGUAAAAUAGCUCGCGAACAAAAAGCUGCGAAAACUCUGGGAAUAGUAGUCGGUGUAUUUAUUAUGUGUUGGCUUCCAUUUUUUAUUUCUAAUGUGUUAUUUGGAAUAUGUAAUUCGUGUAUAUCCUCGCCCGAUUUGAUAUUUUCAAUAUUUACAUGGCUCGGUUACAUAAACUCGGGGGUUAACCCCAUUAUAUAUGCAUUAUCAAUGCGGGACUUCAGACGCGCAUUUGGAAAAAUGUUAUUUGUAUGUUGCCCGAAGUUUAGGGUUAAAAAUCGACGUCGACACACUAAUCAGGGUAGUAUGUCAAGUUCAAGUUUUUCUGUGAAUUGUGGAGACAGAUGCGUAGCUUUGAAAAUUUAA
Molecule: messenger RNA, 1329 nt
Organism: Lottia gigantea (owl limpet)
Lineage: Eukaryota; Metazoa; Mollusca; Gastropoda; Lottiidae
Exons: 1
Coding region: 1-1329 (442 amino acids)
Biological process (GO): adenylate cyclase-activating adrenergic receptor signaling pathway
Cellular component (GO): membrane
Molecular function (GO): G protein-coupled receptor activity
Source: RefSeq, a predicted model, not a curated record